UUUAUAUUAAUUUAUCCUCUAUGUGUAAUAUUCAAUUUUUUCCAUGAAGCAGAAGCAAACAUCAUGGCUCGACGAUGCAAGUUGCGGAAAGGGAAUUCCAUCAAUAUUAACUUGGAAAAUGAGACUAAAAAUAAUGUUAACCAGAACUUUCAAGAAACUCAAGAGUUACACCAAAAUCAGGCUUCAAAUUUUCAAGGGAAUACUAGUCAGAAGACAAUGAGGUAUCAUUAUGAAGGCCAUUUUAUAUUUUCACCAAAUAGAAUAUAUGAAAAUGGUAGGUUCAUGGAGAAACCUAAUUUUGAUGUUGAUUUCAUCUCAUUUUUUGAUAUAUUGGAUGACUUGAAAAAGGAUUGUGGAUUUGAUGUUAUAAAAGGAGAUAAAUUUUAUUACUUAUAA
Molecule: messenger RNA, 396 nt
Organism: Manihot esculenta (cassava)
Lineage: Eukaryota; Viridiplantae; Streptophyta; Magnoliopsida; Malpighiales; Euphorbiaceae
Exons: 2
Coding region: 64-396 (110 amino acids)
Source: RefSeq, a predicted model, not a curated record